Prosopis cineraria is the source of this 1694-nucleotide messenger RNA. RefSeq lists its product as uncharacterized. Bases 38 to 1495 code for a protein of 485 amino acids. The transcript has a single exon. The record is from RefSeq and is a predicted model, not a curated record. NCBI's taxonomy places the organism in Eukaryota, Viridiplantae, Streptophyta, Magnoliopsida, Fabales, Fabaceae.
UAUUCUUAAUAUACUUUUUUGACGUCACAAAUCAUCCAUGGAGAUAGAGGCCUUCCGAGUGAUCUCCACGACUACGAUCCAAGCACGAAACUACCCUAAUAAUGGUGACUCACAUCAACAAAUCGACCUGAAUCCAUGGGAUCUUCAAUAUUUAGUACUUGGCUACGCUCAAAAGGGACUUCUCUUUCACAAACCCUCAUCAUCAUCUUCCUUAAAACACACAGAGACAGUGAUCCAGCACUUGAAGGACUCGCUUUCUCGCACACUCGACUUCUUCCAGCCGCUUGCCGGCCGUCUUGUUAUUGUCCCGCACGGCGGCGAUGACACGUCUUCCUCUGUCUUCAUCAGUUGUAACAACGCCGGAGUAAGCUUUGUUCAUGCCAUAGUUGACAACACUACAAUUGCCGACAUCCUCGAACCCACUUAUGUUCCUCCAGUUGUGAAAUUGUUCUUCCCACUCAUCACAUCGAAGAAUUUCGAAGCAACUCGGAUUCCAUUAAUGGCGGUUCAAGUCACAGAGCUGGUUGAUGGCAUCUUCAUUUCUUGCUCUGUGAACCAUUGUGUUGCUGAGGCGAAGCCGUUCUGGAAUUUAUUGAAUACAUGGGCUCAGAUCUCUCGAAACGGUUUAAACCAAAUAGCUUCAGACUCGAAGCUAGCUUCAUUUGAGCGAUGGUUUCCUCAUGAUAAUAUUGAACGACCCAUACGAAUCCCAUUCAAACAAAUAAUGGAGGAUUAUCACAAGGAGUCAACUAAUUCGCUUCAGUCACCUCAAUUUUCAAGGAGGAUAUUUCACUUCAAAAAGGAAAAACUUGCAGAACUCAAAGCAAAAGUUAAUUCAGAGGUGGAAGAUGGUGUCAUCAGAAAUAAAAUCUCCUCUUAUCAAGCUAUUGUAGCCCAUGUUUGGAGAUCUGUGACCAGAAACCAGAAUCUUGAUCCAGAAGAAGAAGUCACUUUCAGAUUUAAUGUAUCUGCUAGAUCUAGAAUUUCUCACCCACCAAUAGAAGACAAUUAUUUUGGAAUCACAUUACUUUUAUUUUCCACUGUGACAAUGAAAGUAAGGGAUUUGGUGGGAGAUGGAGGACGUGGGAGGUUUGCUUUGGAGAUGAACAAGAUGUUAUCUUCAUACACAGAAGAAAGGAUUAAGAGAGACUUUGAAGCUUGGGUACAAAAGCCAACGAUGCGUAAACAAAGUGCCAUAUUAAUUGGGAAGCUUAUGACAUCAAGUAGCUCCCCGAGAACCAACUUUUAUGCCAUUGACUUCGGCUGGGGACGGCCGAAGGCGGUUCGCGGCGGUCCGGCCAAUGCAAUGGUGUGGAAGCUGGCGGUUGAUGCCGGAGCAGAAGAAGGUAGCUUCGACAUCGAGAUUUGUGCUUCCUGUGAAAUACUGGAAGCUCUGGGAAGAGACCCUGAGUUGAUGCAUGUGGUAGCGCCGCCUUCACCCUCACCGCGGCCACCAACAGAGUUAUCAAGUAAAGUAGCUCGGACUCGGCUCUAAACAUUGAGCAUCUCUAUCUUUGUCGUAAUAAUUAGGCUAAAAAUAUAACGAAUAUAUUUUCAUUUUCCAAUAGAGAGAUUGUGCGUUUCAUAUAUUCCUAUCCCAUGUGGUGGAGGGAUAAGUGUGUGAGUAUGCUUGUUUGUACGUAUUUGAUCUCUUAAAAAUAAAAUAAAAUUAUGGCGAAUAUUUUUUAUUUAAA